CUGGUGCUGGUGCUGGUACUGGUACUGGUGCUGUUACUGGUGCUGGUGCUGGUACUGGUGCUGUUACUGGUGCUGGUGCUGGUGCUGGCGCUGGUGCUGGUGCUGGUGCUGGUGCUGGUACUGGUGCAGUGAACCAAUCAAUGGGAGGUUUAACUGACAACGUACGAGGGACACCGAGGACACUGGACAGUAACAUGAGGACGCCUGUGGAGGAGAGAAGACGAAGAGAAGAGGAGAUCGCUACAAGUCAAAAUCUACUUCAGGAGAAGAGAGUAAACCUGAAGACUCAAACAGAUCAGAGACAUGUGAUCAAACAAUGUGAUCAAUCUGCACAGACUGGAGGUGAUCAGGGAGAUGAGCAGAGGGAUGAUGAGGAUGAAGAGAGAGAUCAGGAGAAAGACAAGACUUACAGUGAGGAAGAGGAGAGUGAUAGUGAGGAAGAGGAGAGCAAGCAGACUGGUAGAAAGAGAAAGAAAAAGUAUCAUCAAAAGAACAGAACAUCGAAUAGACAAAUCCAAACUGUGGAUCAGUGUGAGAUCAACCCAACACCUCCUGGAACAAUCAGGCUCGGGUUUCUUAAUGUUCAGUCGAUGAACAAAAAAGAAAAUGUGAUCUCAGAGCUCAUAAAACAAAACAAACUGGACCUCUUACUCUUAAACGAGACGUGGCUCAAAAGGAAAAAAUUAAAAGUCCUCCACAAGGCUUCACCGAAGGGUUUCAAGGCUCACUAUCAGGUGAGGCCGGGUAAAAAAAGAGGAGGAGGGGUGGCGAAUCUGUUCUUAAAGGCAUUGCAGAGAAAACCAAAAUCCUCAGACUCUUCAGGCAAAAAGAUAAAGACAACGACCUUUGAGUUUGUUGUCACAGAGCUGCAACAUGACGACUGGAACCAACCGGUCCUGAUCAUCAACCUGUAUCACCCACCAGGAAACAGCAAGGAAGAAUUCAGAAAGUUUCUGAAUGAGUUUCAAAGUCUCCUGGAUGAAGUCGAGAAUUACAGCAGCUUCAUUGUGACUGGAGAUUUCAACAUCCAUGUUAAUAAAGUCAGGAGGUCCAAUAAUAAAGACAGGAGGUCCUAUACUGAUGAGUUUUAUCAUGUUUGGCCGCUCUAUAACCUCACGCAGCAUGUAGAGGAGCCAACACAUGAAGCAGGUAACACUCUGGAUCUGGUCCUCACCAGAAAUGUUGAAGUCUCUGGUCUCUUUGUUCAGGAUGAUGGAGUAUCAGAUCAUUACACCGUUUAUUUCUAUGCAAAGCCAAAAGAUACAACAGACAAAACUGAAGAAAAUGAGAACGAAGAGCAGAAACCAUUCAGAGAGACGGAGGAAUAGAAACUGAAUAAUUCUCUGAACUGUGAAAGAAGCUGAUUGAUCUUUAAUAUCUCACCUGAUGUAACUGUGAUCAAUGAAGUUUCUACAAACUAUUAGAUCCAUCUGAUCAAACAAGGUGGUUAUUUUUAUCCGAUCAUUAACUAAAGAUUCAAUUUAAAUGAAACAUGUUGCUAAAAUAAAGUAUUUAUCAAAAUAAGUCAUGAGAACAAGAGCAGAGAGAGAAAACAGAGAGCUGAAGUCUGAUCAUUGUUUCUGAAUGGAGACGCUCACAGACACAUUUACUCAGACGUCCAUCAGAAGCUCCGCCUCCGACCCUCACCUCUGAUGGCCUCACCUGCUUCAGUCCUCCCUCCUCUGAAGAUGCUCUCACAUUAGUGACGUCUAACCAGCCACCAGCUGUUCCCUGGCUGUUUCUCUCUUGUGACAAAUGUACUUAUUGUAAAUCAUAUCGGACACAAGUGUCUGUUAAAUGUCUCCAAUGGAAAUGUAAAUAUAAAUGUGAUUGGUUUGUUUUAUUUUGGCGGGGUGUGAGAUUGUGAGAACACCUUCCUGUGUCAUUUGUGUCAUUUUUACAGCACAAAACAGAAAACUUAUUCUCACACACACACACACACACACACACACACACACACUGUGUAUAUAAUCAUGUUUAACCACAGUCUAUGUACUGAGUUAUUGUUUGUCACAGGAAGUGAAAAACAAAAGUCAAACAAUCAGAAUAAUUGUGAUCUUAUUGUUUGUGCUCAGUAAAAGACUUUUGAA
Molecule: messenger RNA, 2090 nt
Organism: Acanthopagrus latus (yellowfin seabream)
Lineage: Eukaryota; Metazoa; Chordata; Actinopteri; Spariformes; Sparidae
Product: nucleolin-like
Exons: 2
Coding region: 141-1328 (395 amino acids)
Molecular function (GO): catalytic activity
Source: RefSeq, a predicted model, not a curated record